Coccinella septempunctata (seven-spotted ladybird) is the source of this 3821-nucleotide messenger RNA. Its product is annotated as endoplasmic reticulum transmembrane helix translocase. The coding region runs from base 139 to 3579 and encodes 1146 amino acids. Gene Ontology annotation, cellular component: endoplasmic reticulum membrane. The record is from RefSeq and is a predicted model, not a curated record. Gene Ontology annotation, molecular function: P-type ion transporter activity; ATP binding; ATP hydrolysis activity. NCBI's taxonomy places the organism in Eukaryota, Metazoa, Arthropoda, Insecta, Coleoptera, Coccinellidae. The transcript is spliced from 8 exons. Gene Ontology annotation, biological process: intracellular calcium ion homeostasis.
UAGACUGUCAUGAUGUCAUAACCUCACGUUCUUGCCUUCAUCUGGCUUUUGCACUCCUGUCAAAAAAAUGGGAAUAUCCGCUACAAUAUUGAUAUAAAGGUGUUUUAACGAAAAGUAGAAAGAAAAAGGCGAUAAGCCAUGACUGCAAUUCAAAGACUGGAUGAUUUAAUUCAAUCUGUUAGUUUAUACACCCGUAAAAGUACCCUUCUUCAUUUUUAUAUAUUCCCAUUUUUGAUAUUUCAUUCCUUAUGGAUCUAUUUCUGGAUAGGUAUUCUUGGUCUUAACGAAUUUUAUGAAGGGGGAUUAAUUGUAGUUGCUGGAAUAGGUUGUGCACAAAUCUUAUGUGUUUUGGCUUGCUAUUGGUCAGUUCAUGUAAAUUGUUUUUUUACCUGUAACAAGGCAUCUACUCCCCAUAUAGCUACAGUUGUGAAAGUAGUUCCUACACUGAACAAUGGAAGUUCAGAAUUGGUCUCACUUCACCAUUCAAAGGAAAUCGAAGAAACAAAAAUAUGGUUCAUAUUUCAAAAAACAAAAUAUAUUUGGGAUUCUGAUAAGAAAACAUUUAGAGGAGUAGAAUUCCCAAUACAUAAAUCAUUUAAGGAAUAUUUGUCAAGUAAGGGUUAUCAAGAAGAACUAGAUAUACAAAAAGCUAUUCAACAUUAUGGAAAGAAUGAACUUGAUAUGGUAGUGCCUGAGUUUUCAGAAUUAUUCAUAGAGAGAGCCACUGCCCCUUUUUUUGUUUUUCAAGUGUUUUGUGUGGCAUUGUGGUGUUUGGAUAAAUAUUGGUAUUAUUCAAUUUUUACCCUUAUUAUGCUCGUACUUUUUGAGUGCACAUUGGUGCAACAGCAGUUGAGGAACAUGGCUGAAAUAAGAAAAAUGGGAAACAAACCAUAUAAUAUUAUGACUUAUAGAAACCGUAAAUGGAGGUUGAUGCCAACUAAUGAAUUGGUACCAGGAGAUAUAAUAUCUAUCACCAGGACUUCAAAGGAUAAUCUUAUUCCUUGUGAUGUUCUGCUGUUGAGAGGUUCAUGUAUAAUAGAUGAGAGUAUGUUGACAGGGGAGUCAGUACCCCAAAUGAAAGAAGCAAUUGAAUUUUUUGAUCAAGAUAAAAUAUUAGAUCCAGAUGCUGACAGUAAAUUACAUGUACUUUUUGGUGGAACAAGAACUGUACAACAUACACCACCUUUGAAGGCUACAAGUGGCCUAAGAGCUCAAGACAAUGGUUGUGUUGCUUAUGUACUGAGAACAGGGUUCAAUACCUCUCAAGGAAAGUUAUUGAGAACAAUUUUAUUUGGAGUUAAGAGAGUUACUGCUAAUAAUAUGGAAACCUUUGGUUUCAUAAUGUUCUUAUUAGUUUUUGCCAUUGCUGCAGCUUGGUAUGUGUGGCAGAAGGGAAUAGAGGACCCAGAAAGGAACAGAUAUAAGUUAUUUUUGGAGUGUACUCUCAUCUUGACCUCUGUGAUCCCGCCAGAACUCCCAAUUGAAUUAUCAUUAGCAGUAAAUACUUCACUGUUAGCAUUAUCAAAACUUGGAGUAUUCUGUACAGAACCCUUCAGAAUUCCUUUUGCAGGGAAAAUUGAUAUAUGUUGCUUUGAUAAAACUGGUACCUUGACUAGUGAUGAUCUGAUAGUUGAAGGUGUAGCUUUAGCAGAAAAAGACUCAUCAGUUACUGCUUUGAGUGAUGCUCCAAGUGACACCAUACAAGUUUUGGCUUCCUGUCACUCAUUAGCACAGCUUGAUGAUGGUAUGGUUGGUGAUCCCCUAGAAAAAGCCACCUUGUUGGCUAUAGAUUGGAAUUUGACCAAAUCAGAUGUUGUCAUUCCAAGAAGGGGAAAAAAUGCUGUUUUGAAAAUAUUCACUCGAUUUCAUUUUUCCUCAAGUUUGAAGAGAAUGUCAGUGAUUGCUGGAUAUACCCCAUCUGGGUCUACUGAAACUCAUUAUAUAUCAAGUGUAAAGGGUGCACCAGAAACUUUGAGAUCAAUGUUCAAGACCAUUCCUGACAAGUACGAUGAGGUUUAUCUUGAAUUGUCUCGUAGGGGUGCUAGAGUUCUUGCUCUGGGUACAAAAGAACUUGGAAAGUUGUCAUCUCAAGAACUCAGGGAGAUCAGUAGAGAUGAUGUUGAAAAAGAUCUGACAUUUGCUGGAUUCGUCAUAAUUUCAUGCCCUUUGAAAACGGAUUCGAAAGCGGUAAUAAAAGAAUUGCAGAAUGCUUCUCAUAGAGUUGUGAUGAUUACUGGUGAUAAUCCAUUGACUGCUUGUCACGUGUCUAAAGAAUUGAAAUUUACUAGUAAGCCAAUUCUGAAUCUUGUGAAGAAUGAUGAUUGGGAAUGGGAAUCCAUUGAUCAAGAUGUUAAAUUUCCUUCAGAAUAUGAUUAUAAAACACUGACAAAGAAUUAUGAUCUUUGCAUAACAGGAGAUGGGCUGUCUUACUUGAACACUAACUUCCCAGCAUUCCUCAAAUUGAUUCUGCCCCAUGUCACUGUAUUUGCUCGUUUUGCCCCAAAACAGAAAGAAUUUGUUGUUGUUAGUUUGAAAAACCUUGGUUAUAUGACUCUUAUGUGUGGGGAUGGAACUAAUGAUGUUGGUGCUCUGAAACAUGCUGAUUGUGGGGUGGCUAUACUUUCCAAUGCACCAGAAAGAAUGCCUGAUCUAAAAGAAAUUAAGGAAAAAGAGAAAAAGCUCAAAGAAAAUUCCCAUUUGCCAGUUAGAAAUAGAUUAUCAAAAAAGGAAGAACAAAAGGAAAAAUUACAACAGAAUAUAAACCGAAUGUUGAAAGAAAUGGAAGAACAAGAAGGCCCACAAAUUGUGAAAUUGGGUGAUGCAAGUAUUGCUUCUCCUUUCACAAGUAGAUUGUCAUCAAUUAUGUGUGUGUGCCAUAUAAUCAAACAAGGAAGAUGCACUUUGGUAACAACAUUACAAAUGUUUAAGAUAUUGGCUCUCAAUGCACUAAUAUUAGCCUAUACACAAUCAGUAUUAUAUCUGGAUGGCAUAAAACUCAGGGAUAUGCAAGCUACAUUGCAAGGGCUGCUGUUAGCAGCCUGUUUUCUUUUCAUCUCAAGAUCAAAGCCUUUGAAAACGCUUUCUAAGCAACGACCAUUACCGAAUAUUUUUAAUCUUUAUACAAUUAUGACUGUUAUGCUGCAGUUUAUGGUUCAUUUCUUAUGUUUAAUUUAUUUAGUUCAACAGGCCAAACUCCAAGCACCAAUAGUUGAGGAAACUGAAGAAAUGAAGAAAAUGACUGAGGAGGAGAAAGAUGAACUGUUUGAACCAAAUAUUGUGAAUAGUACUGUCUAUAUAAUCUCAAUGGCUUUACAAAUAGCAACUUUUGCUAUUAAUUAUAGGGGUAAUCCAUACAUGGAGAGCAUAAGACAGAAUAGGGCUCUUCUCUACAGUAUUCUUGGUUCAGGAGGUGUUGUACUAGCUCUCACUCUUGGUAUUUUACCAGAAUUAUCUGCUCAGUUCGAAAUAAUCGAUUUCCCUCCAGAUUUUCGAAUUAUUCUUCUAGAAGUCCUCUUUGCUGACUUCUUUUUCUCAUAUCUGGUGGACCGAAUAUGUUUAUGGGUGUGUGGUGAAGGAUAGUCCUAUUUUACAUGGAACACUAAGACUUGGACAAAGACUAUAAGUUGAUUGGGUUCUUUCGGUUGAAGCAUCAAGCUUCUUGAGAAUGUCAUUCCACUUACUGUGAAGUAAUUUUUGUUCAGUUCACAAAAAUGAUGUAGUAAAUAUUUGCAAUAUUUUUGUACAUCAAAUUAAGAAUUCCAUAAAUCAUGUGAAUGUGACUGAGUUUAUCUUUAUUUAUUAAUAGAGAAUUAUUGCAUCUA